AUGAAGGCAACGGUCAAAUCCUUGCUGGUGCUCAGCAUCUACGCGGCCAACGUGCUCAGUGCACAAGCCGCAUCGCUCGAGCACCUCAACCUGCUCUUCAACACGCGCCAGGCCCAAUCCGACAACCAGACCGACGCGGUUUCGAUCAACUGGAACAUCAGCUCGUCGGACAACUCUGCCCUUGCCACAGCGCCGCUUGCAGGCACGUUUUACCGCGGUGCGCCGGAACUGGCGGAUGUCAACAGCCCCUUCCACCCGGUGACGGGCAACGGCGGGUGGGAGUGGGCUGUGGAGAAGGCGCGCGGUGUUGUGGGGCAGCUGACGCUCGAGGAGAAGGUCAAUCUGACCGCGGGCAUCACCGGUGGUCGGUGUGAGGGUACGCUCGGUCGCGUGGAUCGGUUCGGGAUUCCAGAGCUUUGCUUCCAGGACGGUCCAGCGGGUUUCCGUGCAAGCGACUUUGUCACCGUGUUCCCUGCAGGUGUGACCACGGCGGCGACGUGGAACAGAGACCUGAUGUACAAGCGUGCCGCUGCGCUCGGUGCCGAGUUCGUCGCUAAAGGUGUUAAUGUACACCUUGGGCCAGUGACGGGUGGUCCACUCGGUCGCAGCCCGUUCCAGGGAAGGAACUGGGAAGGCUUUGGCCCUGACCCUUACCUCCACGGCGAGGCGGCUUACUACACGGUUUCAGGCACGCAGUCUGCCGGUGUCAUCUCGACCGCCAAGCACUUUUUGGCGUACGAACAGGAAACCUACCGACAGCUGUACGCCGCUUCGGACCCAUACACGCUCAACCCGAACAACAAUACCGAGCUGACGUACAGCUCGAACCUGGACGACCGCACGCUGCACGAGCUGUACCUCUGGCCGUUCAUGAACGCCGUUCGUGCCGGUUCUGGGGCAUUGAUGUGCGUGUACAACCGCGUGAACAGCACGGAAGGGUGCGAGAACAGCAAGCUGCUCAACGAGAUCCUCAAGGACGAGCUCGACUACCAAGGCUUUGUGGUGACCGACUGGUCCGCGGCGUUCAACACGAGCAACACGUACAACGGCGGGUCUGACGUGGUCAUGCCCGGCGGAAUGACGGGCGGCUACAAGAAUCUAGUUGGUGGCUCGGACCUCGUCCGUGCACUCAAUGCAGGCGAAGUCAAGAUGGAGCGAAUCGACGACGGCAUCACGCGCCUCCUGACACAGUGGUACCUGCGUGGACAGGACAAGGGCUACCCGACCGUCUCGUACAAGGACGGCUACCAGAACACGAUCUUCAACGGCACGGUUGUCAACGAGCACCGCAACGUCCAAGGCGACCACUGGAAGAUCGUCAAGGAGAUUGGCGAGGAAGCUGUGACGCUGAUCUAUAACAAGCAGUCGAAGCAAGCGGGUCCUCAGGGCAAUACGGAUUUCGGGCUUGGUCUUCCCCUGGCGAAAAAGGCGCGCGUCGCUGUGUUUGGCAGCGACGCCGGUCCCAACCCGUAUGGCGCCAAUGCGUGUCAGGACUGGAUCGGCCUUGGAUCGCAGCUGUGCCCUGCCAACGCGACGUCGAACGGCACCCAGGCGGUGGGAUGGGGCUCGGGAGCGGGAUUCUUCCCGUACCUCAUCGACCCGCUUGCCGGAAUCUCUGAGGUGGCCAAGGACAACCGCGGUGCGGUUCUGAGCAACCUCAACGACGUCGGCGAUGAGCAGAACCAGAAGCUCAUCAAGCAGUUUGCCGGUCUCGCCGAUGCCUCGCUCGUUUUCGUCCAGGCGCGUUCGGGCGAGGAUAGCGACCGCCACUCGCUGCGUCUCGAUGCGGACGGCGACGAGCUGAUCAAGCUGGUCGCAUCGCAGAGCAACAACACGAUCGUAGUGAUGCACACGGUAGGGCCGGUGCUCAUGAGCGACUGGUUCGACCACCCGAACAUCACGGCGCUCGUUCUGCCGCACCUGCCGGGCCAGGAGUCCGGUAGCUCGCUCGCCCGCGUGCUCUACGGCGACGUCAACCCCUCCGGCAAGAUGCCUUACUCGAUCCUGUCGGAUGAAGACGCUGUGCACUACCCCAAGAUCGUUGGCAGCCCAGCGAGCGAUGCGCAGGUGGACUUCUACGAGGGACUGUACAUCGACUACCGCGCGUGGGACAAGAUGGGCCUCAAGCCACUCAUCCCCUUCGGCCACGGCAUCUCGUACACCAACUACAGCUACUCGAACCUGCAGGUGCAGAAAGCGGGCGACAACUGCUACGCGCCCAGCGCUUUCAGCGGCUCGUUCAAGAGCGACAAGCAGCCCGGCGGCGCCGGAAGCCUGUUCCAGUACCUCGUCAAGGUGUCGGCUGAUGUCAAAAACGUCGGCGGCGUGCAAGGUGACGAGGUCGCCCAGCUGUACGUCGGCUACCCCGAAGCAGCCAAGGCUCCUAUCAAGCAGCUACGCGGGUUCGACAAGGUGCAGGGUCUCCAGCCCGGCGGCGGGUCGAAGCAGGCGACGUUCAAGCUGGCCAAGCGCGAUUUCAGCGUGUGGGACGUGGUUAAGCAGAAGUUUGAGGUUGUCGACGGAGAAUACAAGAUCUGGGUGGGUAAGAGCUCGAGAAUGUCCGACUUGACGCUCAAAGGGUCGGUGACUAUGCAGGAUGGAAAGGUGGUUGCUGUGAGCAACUGA
Messenger RNA from Sporisorium graminicola, 2625 nucleotides. RefSeq lists its product as uncharacterized. Gene Ontology annotation, biological process: glucan catabolic process. Lineage: Eukaryota; Fungi; Basidiomycota; Ustilaginomycetes; Ustilaginales; Ustilaginaceae. The record is from RefSeq and is a predicted model, not a curated record. Gene Ontology annotation, molecular function: beta-glucosidase activity. The transcript has a single exon. Bases 1 to 2625 code for a protein of 874 amino acids.